Numida meleagris (helmeted guineafowl) is the source of this 3006-nucleotide messenger RNA. It is a transcript of the gene PDLIM3, whose product is annotated as PDZ and LIM domain 3. Gene Ontology annotation, molecular function: actin binding; muscle alpha-actinin binding. The transcript is spliced from 8 exons. The record is from RefSeq and is a predicted model, not a curated record. Gene Ontology annotation, cellular component: filamentous actin; stress fiber; Z disc. Lineage: Eukaryota; Metazoa; Chordata; Aves; Galliformes; Numididae. Gene Ontology annotation, biological process: actin cytoskeleton organization; heart development; muscle structure development. Bases 167 to 1258 code for a protein of 363 amino acids.
GCUGACGUCACCCAGAGCAGGGAUAAAGCACAGUGCUUGGGGUGACCACGACAUCCCGGGAGUCGGCUGCCCUGUCCUGCAGGUGCUCAGCACACAUCCUCCUGCAGGUCAGCCCCUCACACGCACCAAAGGAAAACGAGCAGGAACCCAGCAGCACCCAGCCACAAUGCCACAGAACGUUAUUCUUCCAGGACCGGCACCCUGGGGAUUCAGGCUCUCAGGAGGAAUAGAUUUUAACCAACCAUUGAUCAUAACCAGGAUUACACCUGGAAGCAAGGCUUCUACUGCCAACUUGUGCCCUGGUGAUGUUAUUGUGGCUAUCAAUGGCCUAAGCACAGAGAACAUGACACACAAUGAUGCCCAGGAAAGAAUUAAAGCAGCUACACAUCAGCUUUCCUUGAAAAUAGAGAGGGCAGAAACUAAAUUAUGGUCCCCACAAGUUUCAGAAGAUGGCAAAGCAAAUCGCUUCAAGAUUAAUUUGGAAGCUGAACCACAGGAUAUGAACUACUUUGAACACAGACAUAAUAUUCGGCCCAAACCUUUCAUACUCCCAGGCCGUAGCAGUGGAUGCAGCACUCCUUCGGGGAUUGACUGUGGCAGUGGACGCAGUACCCCCUCUUCAAUUAGCACGGUUAGCUCCAUCUGCCCCACCGAGCUGAAAGCAGUGUCUAGGAUGGCCCCUAACGUUCCCCUGGAAAUGGAGCUUCCUGGUGUCAAGAUUGUACAUGCUCAGUUUAACACACCUAUGCAGUUGUACUCAGAUGACAAUAUCAUGGAAACACUUCAAGGCCAAGUUUCUACAGCUCUGGGGGAAACACCCGUAAUGAGUGACCCAGCUCCCACAGCAGUGCCUCAGUCUGAUGUGUACAGGAUGCUGCACUCCAACCAGGAGGAGCCCAGCCAACCCCGCCAGUCUGGCUCCUUUAAGGUGCUCCAGAAUUUAGUCUCCGAGGAAGAUGGACGUCCAGUGGGUACAAGAAGUGUGAAAGCACCUGUAACAAAGAUACCUACUGGCCUGCCCGGAGCCCAGAAAGUACCACUGUGUGACAAAUGUGGGAGUGGAAUUCUAGGGACAGUCGUGAAGGCACGGGAUAAAUACCGACACCCAGAAUGUUUUGUGUGCUCUGACUGCAAUCUUAACCUGAAACAAAAAGGCUAUUUCUUUGUGGAGGGCCAGCUAUACUGUGAAGCUCAUGCACGAGCUCGCAUGAGGCCUCCAGAGGGAUAUGAAGCAGUUACUGUUUACCCAACAUGCUAGUCUUACAUUAGCACACAUAUACAUGCAUGCACACAAGAAGCCAUUAACAGCUUAGAACUGCAGUACAACUGUCAGGACUUCCGUCUGAAUUCAAAGUAGCAGCUUUUAAACCUUCUCUUGUGGUAUUCUGCGUGAGGUGGAAGUCCCUAUUAAUCAGCAGUAACAUACUAUACCAGGAAAAUUCAGCUAAAAUUUUAUCCUUGAAGUUGCCAAUAUAAGUCAAUGGAGUAUGAACUAAAACAGCUGUACAGAAAUUAAAGAAAAAAAAGUGAAACAUCAGGGUAGUACAUGAUUACUGAAGAAUAUGCACCCAACUGCUGUAAUCAACACAUUAUUUUUAACAUAUGUUAAGUAUCUAAUAUCUGAACAAACAGCGAAACAAUCAAACACCUCAUUGCGCUACAGGCUGGGCCCUAUCGAAGAAACUUGAUCAAUCAUUAGAAAAGAAGCUAUUUUACAUGGAUAGUACAAAACAAUCAGAUGUUUCAACCAUCUAUUAUUCAGCUGUCACCAAUGCGUGCCAAAAAUAGAUUCUGCUUACUUAACUUUCAAUUUGGGGUUAUAUUUUCAUAAUUUUCUGAUGCAGCAAAUGUGUUAAGGAAUGAACACCAUUUCAUCCAAUAAAAUGGCUAGUAUCAUAAUGAUCAUUUAGUAAGAAGCAAAAUAAUUCUACAUUGCUUAACGAUUUGCAACAAAAUCAGCUUUCAGCUUUCACAUCACUUACCAGAAAAUAGCAGGCACACCAAUACAUUGUUUUUUGAAAAAAAAAAAAAAAAAAGAAUUUACUCUAUUAGGAACACACUGCAAAUUGAGAAUGAAAGUAAAUUGAAAAGCCUUUUGACAGAGAAAGGGACUGUUCUUUUUUCCCUCUACAUCAUUCGAUUUCUGUAAUGGGAACAAUGGGAAAACAUAAUGUUCAUAUCUUAAUUGCUGGUAAUUCAAACUUGGACCACUUUAAAAAUGACUGAUAAUUAACAUAUGCAAAAGAAAGAUCUUUUAUGAAAAGUCUGGUGAACUCAUAAGAAAAAGAAAAGGCAAAAGAACAGUUUUUAAAUCAAUUUCUGAAUUUAUGAAUUUUUUUUUAAGGGCUCCCUUGCUUUCAGGUCGGUAUGCCAGCUGCAUGCACACACACACACACACACACACACACACACAACAAACUUUGCCUUAGCAUCUUCCAGAAAUAUCAACACAAUACUUACAUUCAUAGCAGAAAUGAACAAUUCAGUGACAAAGAAUCUUACUUUUCUCACUCUAAAAUAUAGGAAGCUUAAAAUGCAAGAAGAAUAAGGAAUCAAAAUAAGAAGCUGUAUAUAGUUUAAAUUUAUUUUAAAAAUUGAGAUGAGUCCCAAACCCUGAAAUGCAAUGUUUACAUAUUCAAAGAAUUUAAAAGCUGUUUUAGUAUUAUUUCAGAAUUUAAAUAUUUUCAAAAUGUACGUGUCACUGUAUUCAGAAUUUAAAUCUGCAUAUCAAAAGCAUAUAGAGACACAUCCUUUUAAAGGUUAGCUAGUGAAUUAUUUUCUGGCACAAAACAUAAUUCUGCUCCUUAUAUAUUGUGAAGGCUAUAUAUAGUAUUUAUAUUUUUCCACUGAUAAAGUCCAUAAAGUAAACCUGAAAAUCAUUUUGAAAGUGAGAAUGCACAUGUCUAUUUUUACAAAUUUUCAAUGUCAUUGGUGUUUUUAAAUAAUUGCUUAAUGUUCAUUUCUUUGUGGAGCAACUGAAGGUAAAAAUAAAUGUACUACAUAUGA